AUGGCAUGGUUGCCGGUCACUGGAUGGAUAUAUGUGGCUGAACCCUUUGAGUCGGGCGGCGGCUUGCGCCACCUAGCCGGCGUUGAACGAAGCUCAACGGCGUCCGUGUCUCCCUGCAGGUACUCUCAGCAGGUGGCCAACCACCCGAGCGUGGUGAUCCUGGUGGUGUUCUCGCUGGCCACCACCGCCAUCGUGGUCUCCUUCACCACCCGGGAACUGCCGAGCUUCAAGGACCCGCUCCUGGGGUUCGAGCCACGAGGCACGGUGCUGGCACAACGGGCCACGGCCUGGAACAACCUGCUCGCGGGAUCGAGCUGGAACGGACCGCUCUCCAUGUACCCCGGGCCCCAGGAGCAACAAGGGCCGCCUUUGCCUUCGACCACCGAGGCUUCGGCCGCGGCUACACCUUCAUCAAACAUCGAUGCCGAACAGGCAGGUGGAAUUCUUUUCGGCCAUUAA
Messenger RNA from Ixodes scapularis (black-legged tick), 459 nucleotides. RefSeq names its product protein dispatched homolog 1-like. Bases 1 to 459 code for a protein of 152 amino acids. The transcript is spliced from 3 exons. Lineage: Eukaryota; Metazoa; Arthropoda; Arachnida; Ixodida; Ixodidae. The record is from RefSeq and is a predicted model, not a curated record.